CCACGAACUAUCCGAUCGCCAUGGACAAGUAUGCCGAUCUCAAAUCCAUCUAAUUCAUGUUUCAAAAUGGCUGCGUCGAACACUGCGCGCAUAAUCGAUCUCGAGACGGAUCAAUCCGAAGCACAAGCAAAUCUUCAGUUUCAAGCAGACUUCACAGAUAGUGAAAUUGGGGGAACUGGAGCAGUGCCACAGCAGGUGUUCACUGGUUUCUCUGGAGAUGCAAUGAAUGACGACGACGAAGAGAGCGAAGAGCUUUUAAACAGAGAAAAGAAGCCCCCAUCUUUCUGGGAAUUCUCUUACUACCAAAGCCUUUUUGAUGUCACCACAAAGGAAGUGUUGGACCGCGUCCUGUGGUCUGCUCUGCCGCGUUUGGGCUCUGGCUCCACCUACCUCGAAAACCACAUCAAACCUAACCCUGACCUUUAUGGCCCAGUAUGGGUAGGAGUUACGCUGAUUGUGACCACAUCUGUAAGCAGCAAUGUUGCAAACUACCUCGAGUCUGUUGGGGAGACCAAGCAUUUUUGGCAUACUGACUACACAAGAGUGUCUUUCGCUUCGUCCGCCAUCUUGCUGUACAUCUUCCUGGUACCUCUGAUCCUGUGGGCAGGGCUGAAGUACCGCAGCAUUGAAACCCGCUUCACGCUCAUAGAGACGCUUUGCCUCUAUGGCUACUCUCUGUCCAUCUAUGUGCCAAUAUCUAUUUUGUGGGCAGUACAUCUGACGUGGCUAAGAUGGACGCUCAUGAUUUUUGGAGCACUGAUGUCGGGAAUUGUGCUGAUUUCUUCCCUCUGGCCUUCGCUUAGGGGGGAAACAAGAAAGAUGGCAGUGAUAACCAUCAGCCUUGUACUCCUGAUGCACGCCCUUUUGGCCUUGGGAUUCGUGGUGUACUUCUUCCAUGAAGCACAUGUCGAUCCAACUUCACCAUCAGUUUCAUCUCCAAGUGCACCAGCUGUAGUACCAAGCUCAGUACCUUCUAAUCUAAGUCAUGUUGUGACACGAAUGAGCAUUGUAAAUGGCACAAAUUUCACGAGUUCCACAAACUCCACCCAUCGGAUUUGAAGUGCUUGUUAACGCGGUUCAUGUUAAAUAAAGUUGUUUGUUUGUUA
This is a messenger RNA of Ornithodoros turicata, 1106 nucleotides long. RefSeq names its product protein YIPF1-like. Gene Ontology annotation, biological process: vesicle-mediated transport. The coding region runs from base 31 to 1059 and encodes 342 amino acids. Gene Ontology annotation, molecular function: small GTPase binding. The transcript is spliced from 9 exons. Gene Ontology annotation, cellular component: Golgi apparatus; membrane. The record is from RefSeq and is a predicted model, not a curated record. Lineage: Eukaryota; Metazoa; Arthropoda; Arachnida; Ixodida; Argasidae.